AUUUGUCACUUGUAAUUUGGCAGGCGGCGUGCGCGGAUCGGCAGAACCAGAGAUUAGCGAUCGGCAUCGGCAUCGGACUCGAAUCGGCACUGCAAUCGGAAUCGGGAGAUCAACAGUUGUUCCAAGAGAAACCCGCUCUCUCUCUCCAUCUCCAUCUCCAUCCCACCUCCGUCUUCGCAAGUGCGCGUGCGCCCAGGAAUCGGGGAACGAUAUAACCGCGGAAGUCGGGGAGAAGCGGAGUCAGUGCGCGCCGUGCGAGUCGGGGAUCCGCCGUUGUCCUUAAAUCCGUAACCGUGGCGAAGGAACUGGCCAACCUGUUGACGCAGCAGACCAACAGUCCCGAGAUGACUCAACAGCCGCAAUGGGGCAUCAGCCUGUCGAAGUUUUUCGUGAUCCCGCAGCGAGUGAUCCUGGCCAUCAUGGGCUUCCUGGCCAUCCUGAAUGCCUACACGAUGCGCGUCUGUCUCUCGCAGGCCAUCACGGUCCUGGUCGUCAAGAAGAAUUCCACGGACGACGACUCCGAUACUGCGAUCUGCGAACCUGAUGACUUGGACGAGGCCACCAACAAUGGCGGCAGCUAUGAGUGGUCCGAGGAGCUGCAAGGCUUGAUCCUGUCCUCCUUCUACAUCGGCUAUAUUGUCACCCACAUUCCCGGCGGUCUGCUGGCCGAGAAGUUUGGCGGCAAAUGGACCCUGGGCUUGGGAAUCCUGUCCACCGCCGUGUUCACCAUGCUGACGCCUUUGGCCAUCGAAAAGGGAGACUCCGACUGGCUGAUCGUGACCCGAGUGCUGAUGGGUCUGGGCGAGGGAACCACCUUCCCCGCCUUGAGUGUCCUGCUGGCUGCCUGGGUUCCGGCCAACGAACGAGGGAAGCUGGGUGCUCUGGUGCUGGGUGGCGGUCAAGUGGGCACCAUCAUGGGCAACCUGUUGUCGGGGGUGUUUAUCGAUGCCUACGGCUGGGAGUUUGUUUUCUACUUCUUCGGCGGCCUGGGAUGCAUCUGGUUUGCCAUUUUUGUCUUCCUCUGCUACAGCGACCCCACCUCGCAUCCCUUCAUCAAGCCCAGCGAGCGCGAGUAUCUGAUCAAGGAGAUCGGCACCAUUAGCCGCAACGAGGACCUGCCCCCCACCCCGUGGAAGGCCAUCCUCACCAACCUGCCCAUGUUCGCUCUGGUCGCCGCCCAGAUUGGCCACGAUUGGGGCUUCUACAUCAUGGUGACGGAUCUGCCCAAGUACAUGUCCGACGUGCUCCAGUUCUCGAUCAAGGCCAACGGCCUGUACUCCUCGCUGCCCUACAUCAUGAUGUGGAUAGUGUCCGUGGGCAGUGGCUUCGUCGCCGAUUGGAUGAUCCGCCGUCGCCUCAUGAGCACCACGAACACCCGAAAGCUGAUGACGGGUCUGGCCGCCUUUGGCCCGGCCAUCUUUAUGGUGGGCGCCUCGUAUGCCGGCUGCGAUCGAGUCCUCGUCGUGGUUCUGUUCACCAUUUGCAUGGGCUUGAUGGGCGCCUACUACGCGGGCAUGAAGCUGAGUCCGCUUGACAUGAGCCCAAACUACGCCGGUACCCUGAUGGCCAUCACCAACGGAAUAGGAGCCAUCACUGGGGUGAUUACGCCGUAUCUGGUGGGCGUGAUGACACCAAAUGCCUCUCUACUGGAGUGGCGUCUUGUGUUCUGGGUGGCCUUCGGCGUGCUCUGUGUCACCGCCGUGAUCUACUGCAUCUGGGCAUCCGGAGAGGUGCAGCCGUUCAACAACCCACCAAUCCAGCCGCGCACCGUGGACUUCGAGGCGCACGAGCGCAAGCCGGAAGCCGGAAAGCCCAGGGGCCUGGAGCAGAGCUCUUAGAGCGGAUCGCCAACGAAAGUGCCAUAUACACAUGUAAUCUAGUUAAAGUGCUGUCUACGUGGUUCGUGGACUCGUGAUCCGCAAGGAGCCGAUCCCAAUGGCAUUGCCAUACUGCAUACGCCGUGGCUGUUGUUCAGAUUGCUAGUUUUAUAGUAUUCCCGAUCUGGCCGAUCCCUGGCAGAGGCCAACCAACUAAUUUAAGCGAAUUUACUUACACCCCCGAGCGUGCGCAGAGUUCCUCUAUGUGCACACCUGUUUUAGCUAGGAUAACCCAUUUCCCCUAUCCCUUCCGCCGCGCACGCAACGUACUCUCUUAAUUAUUAUUUAGUAUUUAAAUAAAAGGCGAUUUCACGUUUAAGAUUUAGUGUACAUUGAGCUCGCAUUGCCGUAUUGCAAAUCAAAUGAUGAAAUUAUUGUACAUUUUAGAUUGUUGAUCAAUGUGUAAAGUGAAACGUGUUUUAACUGUUCUGUUAGGACAUUACUGUUUUUAUGACGUUAGUCAAAUAAAGUGUAUAAUGCAAACUAAA
Molecule: messenger RNA, 2365 nt
Organism: Drosophila biarmipes
Lineage: Eukaryota; Metazoa; Arthropoda; Insecta; Diptera; Drosophilidae
Gene: dmGlut
Product: putative inorganic phosphate cotransporter
Exons: 5
Coding region: 345-1838 (497 amino acids)
Biological process (GO): monoatomic anion transport; transmembrane transport
Molecular function (GO): transmembrane transporter activity
Source: RefSeq, a predicted model, not a curated record